Molecule: messenger RNA, 1018 nt
Organism: Oryctolagus cuniculus (rabbit)
Lineage: Eukaryota; Metazoa; Chordata; Mammalia; Lagomorpha; Leporidae
Product: retrotransposon Gag-like protein 8C
Source: RefSeq, a predicted model, not a curated record
CCGCCUCCGUGGAAACGCACUUCCGGGGACGCCUCCUUGCUUGCUGACCUCUGCACAGCCCUGCAGAGCCAGCAAAGCCCAGCAGAGCAAGCAAGGCGAAAUGGACGGUCGGGUGCAGCUGAUAAAGGCCCUGCUGGCCCUGCCGAUCCGGCCGGCGACACGUCGCUGGAGGAACCCGAUCCCCUUUCCCGAGACGUUUGACGGCGACACCGACCGGCUGCCGGAGUUCAUCGUGCAGACGGGCUCCUACAUGUUCGUGGACGAGAAGACGUUCUCCAGCGACGCGCUCAAGGUGACGUUCCUCAUCACCCGCCUCACGGGGCCCGCCCUGCAGUGGGUGAUCCCCUACAUCAAGAAGGACAGUCCCCUCCUCAGUGAUUACCGGGGCUUUCUGGCCGAGAUGAAGGGCGUCUUUGGCUGGGAGGAGGACGAGGGACUUCUAGGCCGCCGGAGCCUCUGCCCCGGGGCCGGCUGCCCUGGGGAGGGUGGGCUGCCCGCCGGCCGCCGCCAGGGUCGCCGCGGGCGGCCCCCGCCGCGCUCGCGCCCGAGUCGAGUCCCGCCGCCCCCCUGCUCCCCGAGUCGCCGCGGCGUCCCCUCGCCCCCGCCCGCCCGCCCGCGUCGUGCUUGCCUUUGUUCCAGGAAUAGCGCUCCAGGCUGGCGCUGCUGCCUCUGGGCCUGGCUCUGGACAGCGCCGCCGCCCUGCCCGCUGCCGCCGGCCCGGCCUGUGCCCUGCACCGGGGGCCGCCGUCCGGCCCUCGGGCUGCAGGCUGGGCCCCCGCCGCGCGGCCGACGACCAACCACGCACCGCCGGCCGCCCCCCGCCAGCCCGCAUCGCUCUGCCCACGCACCUGCACUGCCGCCGCCGCCGCCGCCGCCGCCCCCGGCCUCCAGCCGACAGACUGCUAUUCUGAGCCACCUGGACUCCCCUCCGAGGGGUCUGGGCUGGCAGCGGCCCUCGGACCCCGACUGCGGAGAGCCGGCUGCCCGGACGGGCCAGCCGGCCUCCCACCAUGAGUGA